Molecule: messenger RNA, 981 nt
Organism: Castor canadensis (American beaver)
Lineage: Eukaryota; Metazoa; Chordata; Mammalia; Rodentia; Castoridae
Source: RefSeq, a predicted model, not a curated record
AUGACAACUAUUGAAAAGCUGGAGGCAAAAAAACUAGAAGUUUCAGCUCUAAUAAUACAGAGAGCUUGGUUCAUUCAUGUGGACAAAACAAUAUUUCAACUCCUAAAACAUACAAUUUGUGCAGCGGAACAGUUUGUGGCACAUGAAAUACUGAAGACAGUGAGCCCCAUUGAGGCUAAACUUGUCAAAGAUCCUAGCAUGAAGUGUAAAGUCAGAUUCAGAUUUAAUGGUGAAACAUUUCCACCUUUCAUUGUGUUUAAAAUCUUUCUACAUGGUGACGGCUCUAAUAACAAGUAUUUCAGUGGGAAAAAUUUAUUAAAGCCAUCGAGUAAGGCAGUGCUCGAUGCUUGCAACAUCAUGGGGAAAAGGAAAUUUCAUCAGCAAAUUAUGGAAGAUGAUCGUCUUUUCCAGGAGUCCAAAAUAGCUGAUCAGAUAGAUAUUGUCACCAUGCAAGAUUACCUGCAAUAUAGCAGUCUUAUGGAUGAGACCCCUGCAUCAUCUGGUGGCAGAAAUAACCAGUGGCGAAAAUUAAACCUCAGAAACAUUCCCAAGACAAUGAUGAUAUAUGACAUAGUUCAUUAUGCAGAGACUGGGGCAAUCUCAAAGCGAUUACAAGAAGAAAUGAAGUAUCUGUUACAGAAACCACGAACAGUAGAGAUGCGUCAGCACCAGCUACAGAUUGUUUCUGAAAUUAGAGGACUGUAUCCAUCCUUCCAUCCUGUGUAUCGGCCCUACAAACAGCAAAAUAAAAUGAAACAUCUGGGUCGUCGAUCCAAGCAGGCUCAAAUGAAAGUUGAAAAAAUGAAAAACGCUUAUAUGACACCUAAAGAACCAAAGGCUUCAAAGGCUACUACUGUAAGUUUAACUUGUACUGAAUUCAUUAUUUUGGACAAAUUGCCUGUCAGUGGGGAGAAGUUGUAUGACUGGAGUUUACGAGGAUACAUAGCCCUAGAAGAUUUGUGGAAGGAGAACUUUCAGAAG